GAAAUGGUACUAAGUUUUCAUUUUGGCGUAAGUCCUCCAGUUUGAACCCAAUACGAAGUCGUAUUUUUAGUCUGGAAAUAAAAAAUAGUCUGUGUUUUAGUGUUUUUCGGGGCUUUCUAUAGAGCUUUACGGACUAUCUAGUCUGCAUAAUUUAAUGGUGCGGUUCAUUUCGUUCCGUUCACAUUCGCUACAGUACGUUCUGUGUUUUAAACGCUAUGCAUGUAGGACAAAACAGGUCCACUCUGUCACUCAUUUUGGAACUGUCCUUAUUUGGUAGUGGUAGUGGGUUUGCAGUUUUUACUGUUGCGCCUGUCUAAUUUUCAAUGACUAAAUCUUUCUUUUUAUUUUAAUUGCUUGUUUUACUUCCCAACUCAAGACUCUACCAUACAUUCAACUAAAGCAACACAAUUUCAAAAAACAAUUAAGACAAAUCGGCUUCAUAAUCCUAUGACAACAGUACUGGUUAAACCUUUUAGAGAAAAAGGACUAUAUAUCAUAACUUGCAAUGCAAAUCAUGUUGCAUUACACUAGAUAACCUCUGAAUCAUAAUUUUGCAAUGUAAUGAAUUAGUGGCCUGCUCCCAGUUAACUAGGGGCAAGUCCUAUUGAAUAACUGCCGCAGCAGAUAUAAAGUACUAUACAAUUUAAUGUAGGCUACUAAACGUCUCUCCCCACUAAACGUCGUGUUAUUUAGAAAAGUGGUGGCCUACAACUGGAUAGUGCUUUAUCUAAUUUCUAUGAGCUGACAUUAUCUCACAAAAAAUUCACUAAAGCUAUUAGCCCUUGCCAUAUUUGUAACAUAGGAAGUGUGUCUUUCAACACUUACAUAGAUAAUUAGUUUGUGGUUGAGCUGCUGUCAUGACUGUCAAGUAUUUCCUUUUUUUAAUCUUUAGUAGUUCUGUUGAAUAAUUAGGCUAUUGGCAUGCUCUCUCUGCCUGCUGUAAGUCGCUAGUCCUCUGUAUUAGCAGAACUUUGAACCAGGAACGACCUGCCUUUAGCCUGUGAACAGCCAUGUUGCUGUACGUCUUCCAUGUCUCCUUGCUUCUUUCCACCAUCCCUAUCACUCCCCAGUGGGGAGCGCUGGGUGACGCUAGCCAUUCUGAUUCUGGAAUGUCAGUGGCUGCUGCAGGGCCAGUUUUCCAGGGCAGGGCUUUCACCGUGGUCUGGAACAUGCCCACUCUGCGCUGUGAGAAACGCUACGAAGUCCACCUGGACCUGAAGGAUUUCGAUAUUUUGGAGAACCAUCGCCACAGUUUCAAGGGUCAGAACGUGAGUAUAUUCUACUAUAACCAGCUGGGGCACUACCCAUACAUCUCGCAGGAGGGUCUGGAAGUCAAUGGAGGGGUUCCCCAGAGGGGUGACCUGCAGGCCCACCUGGCACUGGCGGAGACCCAGAUCUCAGCCCUGCUCAGGCCGGGCUUCAACGGCCUGGCCUCUAUUGACUGGGAGGAAUGGCGUCCCCUGUGGGUGAGGGACUUUGGCAUGAAGCAGAAGUACAAACGACUGUCUAAAUUGCUAGUGAGGCGGGAACACCCAGAGCUAACCAAACAGGGAGUGAACAACCUGGCGCGUAAAGAGUUUGAGAAGGGUGCCAAGGCUUUCAUGUCUGAGACACUGCGCUUAGGAGUGUGUCUGCGCCCAAGGGGACUUUGGGGUUUCUAUGGUUACCCUGAAUGCUUCAACAACUACUUGAAGCAUAAAGGACGUUACACAGGUCAAUGCCACCCCAAGACCAAGCAGAAGAAUGACCAGCUAGCCUGGCUCUGGCAUCAGUCCACUGCCCUCUACCCCAGUAUCUACCUUCCACUCCAUCUGGCAGGAUCCUCUGAUGCAAACAUCCUGGUCAGGUAUAGGCUGCUGGAGGCGCUGAGGGUGGCGAAGCAAUACCCUUUUACUAGAACCCAUUCAACUCCUGUACUGCCCUAUGCCAGACUGGCAUUCACCCACACUCUGCAGUUCCUCAACAAGACAGACCUGGAGCACACACUGGGAGAGAGUGCAGCGCUGGGGUCUGCAGGAGUUGUACUGUGGGGGGAGCUAACGUUCGCUAAGUCAAAGCGUCAGUGUGAGGUACUGAGGGACUACAUUCAUUCUCAACUAGGACAGUACAUCAGGUCCUUGAAAGAAGGCGUGCAGCGUUGCAGCGAGGAGCGAUGCCAUGGCAACGGGCGCUGCGCCAGACGGGACCCCUACUCUGAUCACAUGAUCCCCCUAUCUGACCCCUUUUCCAACUUCCUCCCUGACCCAUCUCUUGACACCAGCUACCUCCGUGUUAACUUCCUGUGUCAGUGCUAUCAGGGCUGGGUGGGUGAGGAAUGUCAGGAAAAGAGAGCCUUGAUCACUAAUACUUAGUGGAGCUGUGUCACAAAAGUAUAGCCUCUAUCACCAAUAAACAAUAUAAUAUCAGCUGUUUAUUUAGUGUACAGUGGCAUUGCAAUCCCACCAAGUGUAUCAAAGAGAAAAAAGAGGCAACUGCCAAAGCUCUUUCUCGGCAUAUUCUUUCUGUACAAUUCAUUUCCACUCAUGUUGAAGUUGUUCUUUUUACAAUGAAUUUACACCCUUUCACAUGCAUAUAUGUAAAAGAGUACAACUUCUAAAUCUUCUGCUGGUUACAGAUGGAACUUUUAGGGUCACAUGGAUAUGUCAAACUUGAAUCUGGAAUCUUAGUUGUGUGAAUAUAUCCAUUUUCAUUUGAGGAGUGUGAUGCUGUUAUGUCUCUCAAAAUGUUAUAAAGUGUUCAGUACUCCAACCAUAUUGAAUUGAGUCUCUUUGUUCACGUUAUUUGUCUACAGUAGACCAAACCACUGACAGUAUAUACUGUGUCUUUGGAAAGUAUUGUCCAUAUUCUGUUUGUUAUGGACUUAAUUUAGAAUUAAAACAUGUUUCCUAUCAAUCUACACAUGAGAACAGGUUUUUACAAUUUUGUGCAAGUUUUUUUUUUAAAUAUAAAAUGUAAAUAUCAUAGGAACAUUAGAAUUCGGACAUUUUAUUCAGUACUUUGUAAAAGCACUUCUGGCAGCGAUUGCAGCUUUGAGUCUUCUUGGGUUUGCUUCUACCAAGGGUGGGGCAUGGCACCGUGGGGGUGGGAUUAGCCAGGUUAUAAGCAGUACCUUGUUUUCGCCAGAUGUAGCACUUUGCAUUCAGGACAAAUAGAUUUGAGAAUCCUUUUCUUUAUUCUUAUGAGUCCUUCAGCCAGAAUUUUACGUGCCUUAUACUCAGGAGAGGCUUCAGUCUAGGCACUAUAUCAUUAAGGCCAGAUUUGGUGUACUACAUGAAUAGUUGUCCUUCUGGCAGGUACUCCCAUCUCUGUAGAGAAUCUCUGAAGCUCUGUUAGAGUGGCCAUUGGGUUCUUGGUCAUCUCCCUGACAAAGGCUCUUCUUGCCUGGUUAAUUAGUUUGGCCGAGUGGCCGGCCAGCUCUUGGAAGAGUCUUGAAGGUUCCAAACUUGUUCCAUUUCUCAGUGAUGGAGCCCACUCUGGUCCUGGAAACCUUCAAUACUUAAGCAAUUUUUAAAAAUCAUCCUAAGAUCUAUGCCUCAGCAGAAAUCUAUGUUGAACAUCUACAGAGAGUUCCUUGGACUUCAUGGCUUGGUUUUUACUCUGACGUGCACUUUGAAGUGUAGAAUCUUAUAUAGACAGGUGUGCAUUUGUAAAUCAUGACUAAUCCAUUGAAUUUGCCACAGGACUUCAACUCCUAGAAUGUUCUCAAGGAUGAUGAUCUCAAGGAAACAGCAUGCAUCUGAGCUCAAUCUGGAUUCUCAUGGCAAAGGGUCUGAGUGCUUAUAUAGAUAUUUAUGUUUUUUGUAAA
This is a messenger RNA of Esox lucius (northern pike), 3805 nucleotides long. It is a transcript of the gene hyal3, whose product is annotated as hyaluronidase 3. Gene Ontology annotation, molecular function: hyalurononglucosaminidase activity. Gene Ontology annotation, cellular component: acrosomal vesicle. The transcript is spliced from 4 exons. Lineage: Eukaryota; Metazoa; Chordata; Actinopteri; Esociformes; Esocidae. The coding region runs from base 1011 to 2351 and encodes 446 amino acids. Gene Ontology annotation, biological process: hyaluronan catabolic process; carbohydrate metabolic process. The record is from RefSeq and is a predicted model, not a curated record.